Brassica oleracea var. oleracea is the source of this 1066-nucleotide messenger RNA. Its product is annotated as protein STAY-GREEN LIKE, chloroplastic. The coding region runs from base 169 to 942 and encodes 257 amino acids. NCBI's taxonomy places the organism in Eukaryota, Viridiplantae, Streptophyta, Magnoliopsida, Brassicales, Brassicaceae. The record is from RefSeq and is a predicted model, not a curated record. The transcript has 4 exons.
AUUGUGUGGAGAAAAAAGCUCCGCAACUCAGUUUGUGGCUGUGUAUCUUUGAAUAAUAACAUCUGCUCUCCCACAUAUCUAUCUCUCUCGAAGACAAAAAUGGUGGAAGAUGAACAAUGAAGAAGGAUCAGCUCAUGCAUUAACCCUGCUGUUACGUUCCUUCCUCUCAUGGCCUCUCACAUCCUUCCUUAUUACCACAAUCCAGUUCUGUUUUGUCCCAAUCGAAAAUUCAUCGGCCACCAUCACCGUUCCUGCGGCAAGCUCCUGAAGACAAGAAUUAGGGUUCCUCGAAGCUCAGCCAUUAGCGACGGUGGCAUCUCCCACAAUACUUUAGUUUCCGAGGCUGUAAGGCUUUUAGUUCCACAAGCAAACUUUGAUUCCUCAAAGCUCAAAGUGGAGUUCUUAGGGGAGAUAUUGGAGGCUAAAGCUAGCGGAGGGAUUAUAACACCACGCACAUAUAUUCUUUCACACUGUGACUUCACCGCUAACUUGACCUUAACCAUCUCAAACGUCAUCAACCUGGAUCAACUAGAAGGCUGGUACAAGAAAGACGAUGUGGUUGCUGAGUGGAAGAAGGUGAAUGACGAGUUGCGGUUACAUAUUCAUUGUUGUGUUAGUGGGCUUAGUUUAUUGCAGGAUAUGGCUGCAGAGCUUAGGUAUCACAUAUUCUCCAAGGAACUGCCUUUGGGGCUAAAAGCUGUGAUCUAUGGAGAUUCAGUCAUGUUUAGAGAGAACCCUGAGCUAAUGGAUGCUUAUGUAUGGGUUUAUUUCCAUUCAAGCACACCUAAAUACAAUCGGAUUGAGUGUUGGGGACCUCUCAAAGACGCUGCAAAGGGAAAGCAGGAAGGCAAUCGUCAAGGCUUCUUGAGUUCAAAAACUUCUUCGAGGAAACUGAUUCAGCCUAAGUCUAUUUUUCAUACCCUGUUUACAUUUCUUCUGUGAGACAAGUUGUACAUUCUCCUCUUCUUUAUUUUUUUGCAAGUGAUGAGCAUCUGACACAAGUACAAUCUGCCAAAUUUCAAUUGUUCAUACCCGAAGUUCUUAUCAGAAACUUGUUCGUAAAACA